GCUCGAGCCGCCGAGUAGUGCGGGCGCCGCCGCCGCGGCUGCCACCCCCGCUUCCACCACGUGCCGUGCCGAUGUCGCCCCGCCGGGAGGGCGGCGUGAACGUCGCCGUGCUGCUAGCACUGCCACUGCUGCUACUGCUGCUGCUGCCCAUUGUCAGAGGAGCCGGCAUUCAGUGCUACCGGUGCACCUACAAGAGCAUCUCGGCGCGACGUAACCGCACCGACCCCAUCUUUCCGUGUGCCUCGUUCGACGGACACAGUAAAUACGUGGUCACCUGCCCCAAGUCGACCAUGUGCGAGAUGAAGACAUUCAUCCUCGACCUGCCAAACGGAGAGACUAUAACGACGACCACGCGCGACUGCGCACACCAGAGCGUCACCUACCGCCGCUUCACGCCCAGCAAGGGCUGGCACGAGGUGACCGACAUCUUCGAGGACGCGCACGCUGAGGGCUGCCAACUGGUGGAGCACACGGACGGCAUCAAGGUCACCCGGACCGAGCACUGCUUCUGCAGCGACGACCGCUGUAACGGCAGGCUGAGGUACGAGCUGACCGGCGGCGCAGACGCGGUUCGGUGGAGCGCCGCGGCCGCCGCCGUCUCAGCGCUGCUGCUGCUCGCCGCACGGUGACCGACCGCAGCGACACCUGUCGGGCUGACGCCAGCGCCGCCACGCGACCGCCCGACGAAACAGAGACGCGCGUUGUAGCGCGUACCGUGCGGUCUUGAGUGACGACACUGGACGAGUGCCGGUCGCGUGGGUCUCGUGGGAUGCUUCAGAGGCUGUUUGUGGUGUGUUGGUCGGAUCAGGCGCACCAACCUUUCGCGCGUCGAUGUGAUAUAGCCCGGAUCUCAGCUGGUCUGUCAGCGGGCCGCUCGCGUUUAGUUGAGUUGUAUUGUUUUCGCGCGUUCAGCACCGGCCAUAAGACCGUGACCAUUUGUUGACAAUGACCUUAGCGUAGAGCAUGCCGAAUGUUUACACUAGAGAUGUCAAUCGGAUACCAACUUUUUGGUAUACCGAUACCAAACCGAUACCAACUUGGUAUUUGGUAUUUCAGGCCUAAUACAUUCGGUAUUUUGUUGGUAUUAUGAAUCCUCGCUAAUGUAAAAGAGGCUGUAAAUUUGGUAAAAAGUUGGUAUUUCCCUCAUAUUCUCAAGUCGGUUCGGUUUCGGUAUUUUCUCAUGGCUAUUUUUGGUAUUUGGUUUGGUAUCGGUAUCACGAUUUUCCGCAAUUGACAUCACUAGUUUACACCCUCCCCGGGUGCCGAACGCAUCCCACCAGCAAUCUGUCAAUGUUGUGUUAUCCGUUCGUGCUAUUUUCCGUUUUGACUC
Molecule: messenger RNA, 1330 nt
Organism: Amphibalanus amphitrite
Lineage: Eukaryota; Metazoa; Arthropoda; Thecostraca; Balanomorpha; Balanidae
Exons: 3
Coding region: 72-629 (185 amino acids)
Biological process (GO): positive regulation of voltage-gated potassium channel activity; sleep; regulation of synaptic transmission, cholinergic
Source: RefSeq, a predicted model, not a curated record